AGAGGAGCAGCGCAGCUUCCGGCACCUGUCCGUCUCCAGCCAAGCCGCUCCGGCGUCCCGGUGCCGCGCUUUGAGCCCAGCCCUGGGUAAACACCGGGUUGCCAGGUCGGACAUGAAUAAGCCUGGUGGAGGACGCGCUGCGUUCCGCUCUGGUUCGGAGGAUUCCGGUACCGGAUCUGGUUUGCGUAAGCAGCGGAAGGAUCAGCUGGACCGGAUUCCCAGAAGGCAGCAGACAGGAGGAAUAAACGAGUCACGAACAGAAGCGAGGAGCUUAUUUCUCAGAUUGAUUUCCCACAGGAGGCUGACUGCAAGCUGCUGGGUACCGAUCGGUACCAGGUCGGUUCCGAACCGGUACCAGAACCCCGGACGCUCCAUGAUAAUCCCUGCCUGGUGGAUUGUGGGCUGGCUGACAUCAUUGGCUGCUGGCUGGGAAUGAAUCAUCAUCAUCAUCAUCAUCAUCUUCAGCAGCAGCAGCAGGGGGGCUCAGGGAUGCUGUCACCGUCACUGCGCCCUUAAAAAGCCCACGCACGGACCCACCCAGCUCCACUCCCACCCACUGGUCACGGCCGUGGAUUCAGCAUGGAGGAAAUCCUGAGGAAGCUGCAGAAAGACGCGUCCGGACACAAACACAAAGCCGUCCGCGAUGCGUGCGCCUGCGCCUGCGAAACUCUGGAGUCCCAGAAGGGAUCAGCCAGGAUGUCUCCUUCACAGCUGCGAGAGCGCUGCCUGCUGCCGCUGCGGCUGGCGCUGGAGUCCAAAAGCACCAAGCUGGGUCAGACGGCGCUGACUGGCAUGCAGAGGUUCCUGUGCGACGACAGGUUCUUGGGCGGCGUGGGCUCGGAGGCGGAGGUUCUGGAGAAGCAGCUGCUGAGCCAGAUGCUGGAGGCCAUCAGGGUGACGCCGGUCCUGCAUGAGGACCUGCAGGUGGAAGUCAUGAAGGUCCUGCUCUGCAUCACCUACUCCCCAAACUUUGAUAUUAACGGAGACUCCAUCCUGCGGAUCGCUCAGGUGUGCAUCGAGACCUACAUGACCAGCUGUCACCUGCGCAGCAUCAACACGGCGGUGAGGGCCACCCUGAGCCAGAUACUGGGAGACCUGACGCUGCAGCUGCGCCACAGACAGGAGGAAGCUGAAGGAGAUGAGGUGACGGUGCUGCCUCUGCAGAGAAAAGACGUGUCGCCCACCAGCCAGGCUCUGUGCGAGGACGUGGUGACGGUCCUGACGGUCUUCUGUGAGAAGCUGGAGUCGGUGGACAGCGACAACCAGCUGCUGCAGCUCCUCUACCUGGAGUGCGUCCUGUCCAUGCUCAGCAGCUGUCCGCCCACAAUGCACCUGUCCCGCGGCUUCACCGACCUCGUCUGGAAGCAGCUGUGUCCGUCCCUGGUGGCCAUCAUGGGAAACCCGGUCAACGAUAAAACCAUCACGUCUCACCACGGCUACACGGGCAUGCCGGAGAGGGAGCGGCUGUCAGAGAGGGUCGCUCUAGGAAUCGGCCAGGAGGCGGACAUCUCUGGCGGAGGCGUCUCCGACCAGGGCAGGGGGUCCGGCUGCUCCUCCAGCGCCCCCGCCCGCAUCGCCCCCGUGGUACGGACGGUGUGCUACAUCGCAGCGGAGCUGGUGCGCCUGGUGAGCUGCGUGGAGUCCAUGAAGCCGGUGCUGCAGUCGCUCUACCACAGGAUCCUGCUGUACCCGCCCCCCCAGCACCGCACCGAGGCCAUCCGCAUCAUGAAGGAGAUCCUCGGCAGCCCUCAGCGCCUCUACGACCUGGCCGGGCCGUGUGUGGCCGAACCAGAGACCAGGAAGCGCUCCUUCUCAAAGAGGAAGUCCCACCUGGACCUGCUCAAACUAGUGAUGGACGGCAUGACGGAGGCCUGCAUGAAGGGCGGCAUAGAGGCGUGCUUCGCCUCCGUUUCCUGCGCCUGCGCGCUUCUCGCUGCCUUAGAUGAGCUGUCGCAGGGCCGCGGCCUCCAGCCAGAGCAGGCUCGGUUCCUCCUUAGGCGUCUCGAGGACCUGAAGGAAGGUUCUGAGUCCACCAGGGAGUCCAUGGAGAUCAACGAGGCCGACUUCAGGUGGCAGAGACACAUCCUGUCCUCCGAGCAUCCUCAGUGGGAUCCCAGCGCCUCCUCCAACGCGGCGGGCGCCACCGAGCGCAGCCCGGACAUCAGCAUCAGCAUCACCACGGAAACGGGACAAACGACCUUGGACCUGGAGCUGGGGGAUCUGGGCCUGGGUCAGGGUCACACCACUCCUGAGGAGUGUGGCGAGGAGGCUCGCUUCCCCCCCAUCUGCUCCUUGGGAGGCGCGGAGAGAGCCCAACGGGAGCCAGCAGGAGGGACUGCUCAGAGAGGCGAGAGGGAGGAGGGAGGAGGGCGCGCCGCGGAGGGAGCGGAGGAGAAGGACAGAGGCGGAGGAGGCGUGGUUCCUCCUGACGUGGUGCAGAGGAGUCACGCUCUGGUCUUCCCUGACAUCACCAACUUCCUGUCUGUGGACUCCAGGACGAGGUCUCACCACGGAGCGGGGUCCAGGUACAGCGAGAGCAACUUCAGCAUGGAAGAGCAGGACUUGUCUCGGACGGAGUUCGACUCGUGCGACCAGUACUCCAUGGCUGCAGAGAAGGACUCGGGCCGCUCCGACGUGUCCGACAUCGGCUCGGACAACGUGUCCCUGGUGGACGAGGAGCAGCAGACGCCGCGGGACUGCCCGGGCCACCGCUCCCUGCGCACAGCGGCCCUGUCCCUCAAGCUGCUGCGCAACCAGGAGGCGGACCAGCAGAGCGCCAGGCUGUUCGUCCAAUCGCUGGCCGCCCUGCUGCCCCGCCUGCUGGGACUGGCCAGUGCCAAGGAGGUGGACCUGUCGCUGCAGAACUUCUCCUCCACGUUCUGCGCCGGACUGCAGGCGGGUGGGAUUCAGUCUCCGGGCUUUGAAGCGGGCGACUCUCUGGGCUCCCAGUCUCUGAUGAACGCUGACGGCCUCUACCUGGUGUCGUACUACGCGCUGCUGCUCAACCUCAAGCUGUGCUGCUGCGACUUCUACAGACGGAGAGAGCUCCCCCCCGUCCUCAGCCUGAAGGAGUUUGUCCGGCUGAUCCAGAGCAGCGGCGUCCUGGUGGUUCUGUCCCAGGCCUGGAUGGAGGAGCUUCACCACCAGGUGCUGGAGCGCAACCUGCUGGCUGACGCCGGCUACUGGGGCUCGCCGGAGCACCGCUCGCUGCCACUCAUCACCAUGCUGACAGAUAUCGACGGCCUGGGCAGCAGUGCGAUCGGAGGUCAGAUGAUCCGGAGGCCGUCCAGCCAAUCGACGCUCUGCUCCGAGAAGGUUGGGAUUGACACGGUGACUGCAGGCGCCGUUUUCUCCCGCUUCAUCCUCACCGGCGUGUGGAAGAACCUGAUCGAUGUCCUGUCCACGCCUCUGACCGGCCGCAUGGCGGGCAGCUCCAAGGGCCUGGCCUUCAUCCUGGGGGCCGAGGGGCUCAAAGAGCAGAGCCAGAGGGAGCGGGACACCAUCUGUCUGAGUCUGGACGGCCUACGAAAGGCCGCCGCGCUCAGCUGCGCCCUUGGCGUGGCCGCUAACUGCGCGUCGGCUUUAGCCCAGAUGGCUGCAGCUUCCUGCGUGAAGGAGGAGAAGGAAGAGAAGGAGGCGGCGGAGAUGGGAGACGCCAUCACACAAGUGAAGCAGCGGGUGGAGCAGCGUCUGGAGCAGAUGGGCCGUCCCCAGGGCGUGCGGAUCCACACGGCUCACGUCUUGUGCAUGGACGCCAUCCUGAACGUGGGCUUAGAGAUGGGCAGCCACAACCACGACUGCUGGCCUCACGUCUUCAGGGUGACGGAGUACAUCAGCUCGCUGGAGCACAGCCACUUCAGCGACGGCUCCUCGCAGCCGUCCUCCCUGACCACCAUCACCCAGCAGAGCCAGCAGAGCCAGCAGGCCGCCGGCGUGGACCUGGGCCUGGAGCUGAGCUGCGAGCCGAGCCCCGAGGCCACGGAGCUGAGCCUGAGCCAGCCGGUCAUCCAGCCGCUGUCCAUCCAGGAGCUGCUGAGGGAGAGCGGCAGAGGGGGGCGGGGCCUGGAGCUGAGGAGCGGCAGCCUGAUGACGGGGACCAGCGCCGCCAAGGCCGUCUGCACCCUGUCCACGCAGGCCGACAGGCUCUUUGAGGAGGCGGCGACGAAGCUCAACCUGGUCGGCCUGGUCGGGUUCCUGCAGCAGCUGAGGAAAGCUUCCCAGGCUCAGCUCUUCAACUCGGUCACAGAGACGGGCGACUACUCUCUGGUGAUGCCAGGAGAAGCCAAGUCCACGCUGGACCGCAGCAGCGCUCUGCAUCUCUUCCGCCUCGGAGAAGCCAUGCUGAGGAUCGUCAGGAACAAGAACCGGCCGCUGCUGCACAUGAUGCGGGCCUGGAGCGUGGCGGCGCCACACCUGGUGGAGGCUGCCUGUCACAAGGAGCGCCACGUGUCCCAGAAGGCCGUCUCCUUCAUCCACGACGUCCUGACCGAGGUGCUGACGAGCUGGGCGGAGCUUCCGCACUUCCACUUCAACGAGGCGCUCUUCCGGCCCUUCGAGCACAUCAUGCAGCUGGAGCUGUGCGACGAGGACGUCCAGGACCAGGUGGUGACGUCCAUCGGUGAGCUGGUGGAGAUGUGCUCCCCUCAGAUCCUGUCCGGCUGGAGGCCUCUGUUCAGCGCGCUGAGGACGGUUCACAGCAGCAAGACGGACACCAAGGACUACCUGCUGGGCGAGUACUCCAUGGGGAAGUCCCAGGCGCCGGUGUUCGACGUCUUCGAGGCGUUCAUCAACACGGACAACAUCCAGGUGUUCGCCAACGCCGCCACCGACUACAUCAUGUGCCUGAUGAAGUUUGUGAAAGGCCUGGGAGAGGUGGACUGCAGAGAGAUCGGAGACUGCGUUCACGCGUCCGGAUUCAGCUCCACUGACCUCUGCGUCCCGGCUCUGGACUACCUGCACAAGUGUUCCCAGCUGCUGGCAAAGAUCUACAGGAUGCCGUCCAAGCCGGUGUUCCUGGGCGCCCGGCUGGCCAGCCUGCCCGUCAGGUCGCAGGAGCGCUCCAUCAGCAGCGAGGACGGCCUGGACUGCGUCCUGCAGGAGUUCGAUGACGACACGGGUUUAAUCCAGGUGUGGAUCCUACUGCUGGAGCAGCUCACUGCCGCCGUGUCCAACUGCCCCCGGCAGCACCAGCCGCCCACCCUGGAGCUGCUCUUCACGCUGCUGAGGGAGGUCACCGCCGUGCCAGGUCCGGGCUUCGCCAUCUUCGCCGUCAUCCAGCUGCUGCUUCCUGUCAUGUCGCUGUGGCUGCAGCGUAGCCACGGCGACCACUCCUACUGGGACGUGGCGGCGGCCAACUUCAAGCACGCCAUCGGCCUGUCCUGUGAACUGGUGGUGGAGCACGUCAACAGCUUCAUCCACUCAGACAUCGGCUACGAGUCUCUGAUCAACCUGAUGCUGAAGGAUCUCUUCAAGCUGCUGGUGGCCUGCGUGUCUGAGCCGGCAGAGACCAUCUCCAGAGUGGGCUGCUCCUGCAUCAGGUACGUCCUGGUGACCGUGGGUCCGGUGUUCACUGAGGAAAUGUGGAGGCUGGCCUGCUGCGCUCUGCAGGAUGCUUUCUCUGCAACGCUGGAGCCCGUAAAGAACCUCCUGGCUUGUUUCCACAGCGGCUCAGACAGCUUCUCUGGAGACGCCUGUGAGGUGAAGGUGGCAGCUCCGUCCCACUCCCCGUCCGCCGAGGCCGAGUACUGGAGGAUCAAAGCUAUGGCUCAGCAGGUCUUUAUGCUGGACACCCAGUGCUCUCCAAAGACGCCCAACAACAAGGACGGCUUUGAGCACGCUCAGUCCUGUGUGCUCAUCAUCGAGCUGCCGGCUGACCAGCAGUCCAACGGGCACGCUCAGAAGAGGAAAAUCGGGAUCCCGUUCCGGACCAUCGUAGUGAGCCUGCUCUCCCAUCAGGUUCUGCUCCAGAACCUCUACGACAUCCUUCUGGAAGAGUUCGUCAAGCAGCCUGAGGGCACCGAGAGGGUGACGCCUGUGACCUCUGACCCCAGCCGUCCCACUGCGGGCUUCCUGCGCUACAUCUCCAUGACAAACUUAGCCAUAAUCCUGGACCUGCUGCUGGACUCCUACAGGACCGCCCGGGACUUCGACACCCGGCCGGGGCUGAAGUACCUGCUGAUGAAGGUGUCGGGUGUUUGUGGAGCAGCCAACCUUUACCGUCAGUCCGCCAUGAGCUUCAACCUGUACUUCCAGGCGCUGCUGUGCGCCACGCUGAGCCAGGCGGAGAGCAUGACCGCGCAGCAGGUGAAGAGGAUUCUGUACGAGGAAGAGGAGGGCAGCUCUGACUCCUCCCACCCUGGCUCCGCCUCCUCAGAGGAUGAAGACAUCUUUGAGGAAACGGCGCAGGUGAGCCCGCCUCGCGGCCGGGAGAAGCGCCACCAGUGGCAGGCUCCUGUCCCGUCCCUCAGCGUCCAGCCUCUGAGCGGCGCCGACUGGGCCUGGCUGGUCAGGCGCCUCUACAAAGUCUGCAUGGACCUGUGCAACAGCUACAUCCAGAUGCACCGGGACCUGGAGAGCACGCUGGAGGAGACGCCCCUGCUGAGGGGCGCCGGGGGAGGCGAGCACGUCUUCUUCCUGCCCCUCUUCCAGUCGGAGACCUCCACGCCGACGUCGGCCGGCGGCUUCUCUGCGAGGGAGACGCCCUCAGAGGAAGGCAGCGUCAGGUGUCAGGGUGUGGAUCUGAGUGCAGCGUCCCCCGGGGAAACGCCAACACCCAGUCCCAGAUUCAGCUUCACAGGCAGUCUGCCGCACCACUUCCAGAGCGCGGCAGAGAGGAGAGACCCCGGCAUCACGGGGAGCUCGCUGGGGGCCAUUCCCGGCAGCGCGGCGCCCGGCCGUAGGAAGGAGUGGUGGGAAAGCGCUGGCAACAAACUCUACACCAUCGCCACGGACAAGACCAUCAGCAAGCUCAUGAUGGAGUACAAACGCCGGAAGCAGGCGGCGCCGCCAGCGCCACAGCCGCCGCCGCCGCAGGUGCAGCAGACCCACAUCAACCUGUUCAUGAAGGAGCAGGGCCGGGCGGCGCCGGGAGGAGCAGCGGGAGGAGACCGCAGAGGCCCAGCGGAGCUGCAGAGGCCCCAGCAGCUGGUGGACCAGCAGGGGCCCUCGCUCAGGCACUCAGUUAGUGCGGGGCCCGAAGUGCUAAGGCAGGAGAAGAGGCCUCGGUCGGGGUCCACCAUCAGCUCCCACAGCAUCUCCCUGAGGGACUCAGAGGCCCAGAUCCAGGCGUGGACCAACAUGGUCCUGACCCUCCUCAACCAGGUCCUCCUGCUGUCCGACGCCACCUUCCUGGCGCUGCAGCCGGCGCUCUACCCCUGCCUGAGCCAGCUCUCCUGCCACGUGACGGACGCUCGGGUCCGGCAGGCGCUGCGCGAGUGGCUCGGCCGGGUCGGCAGACUCUAUGACAUCAUGGUGUGACGUCACGGUGGGGGACACGGUGGGGGACACGCUGGACAACGGCCGUGGCUGAGGGACAGAAAGGACAGUUUUUUGGUCAGACUGCUGGUUAAACACAUGAAUCCAGCUGUUUGUGUGACGGGGAGCGUUUGAAUAUAAAUGUGCCAUUUCUGCUCGGGUUUUCUGUUGAGACAGUUUUUCUGUGGAGUCCUCUCAAAGCUGAAAACAUUUGUUUCUGAAUGGCUUUUCAUGGUCUCUGUUCUGUUCUGGCUGAAGAUGCUUCUUCUCCCAUCCUGAUGGACCGUCGUCUCCUCUCUGUUCGUACAUUGUGACGUUUCCUUGUGCUUCGCUGCAUUCCUCGGUGUUAUGAAUGAAACCAGACUUUGCCGCCUUUCUUACACCCUUUAUAGUUUUCUCAAACCGCGGUGAACAGAAACGUGCUCUGGGCUGCCCUCGUUGCAUGUGCGUUCCUAUUGCUGCCGAGUUUGAAACGCAGAGAGAAAAUGCUUUAAAACAACAAAAAUUAUUAAAAAAAAAUCCCCCAUGGUGCCUUUAGGGGAGGAUUUAACAAGCUGUUGCUCAUCGUUAAUGUGUUAGUCUUAAUUUCUCUUUGGUUGCCAGAAAGUUUGAAAGCUCAAUGAUGCUGACAGAGUUUAUGUUUAAUAUAAUAUUUAUUAGUCUCUGUUCCACACACAUUUAAUUUUUUCAGAAUCAGACAGGCGACUUGUUGUGGAUUAAAUCCCAUCAUCUCUGGACCGCUUCAGCUCUGUAUCUCCUGCAGUGUCUCUGUAACGCCGACUGUUGCUCCUGUUAAACCUGGAACCUCUGAGGGAUUUAUUUUAACCAAGUACAAGACGUAGAACAUGGAUUUGGGUGUUUUGUCUCUUCCUUCUGUGGUGUUUUUAUGUUCUCUGGCUGUAAAUCCUUUUGUUUUAAGCUUGUGACGUGUGAGGAACACGGCCCUGCUGAUGGCGCCACUGAUUGUUUCCUGAUGCUCCGUCGGAUCGCUCUGGGUGACUUUCAUCCCGUCUGAGGGCUGAAACGGAGAGCUGCAGCUUCACAAGAGCUCUUAAACCCUGUUCAACAUCUUCUGUUUCUGAAUGUCUUCAUUUCAAAUGGAACCAAAUACAGCUGGAUGGUCCAAAU
Messenger RNA from Fundulus heteroclitus (mummichog), 8601 nucleotides. It is a transcript of the gene arfgef3, whose product is annotated as ARFGEF family member 3. Gene Ontology annotation, biological process: regulation of ARF protein signal transduction. Gene Ontology annotation, molecular function: guanyl-nucleotide exchange factor activity. NCBI's taxonomy places the organism in Eukaryota, Metazoa, Chordata, Actinopteri, Cyprinodontiformes, Fundulidae. Bases 580 to 7476 code for a protein of 2298 amino acids. The record is from RefSeq and is a predicted model, not a curated record. The transcript is spliced from 42 exons.